Molecule: messenger RNA, 3087 nt
Organism: Malaya genurostris
Lineage: Eukaryota; Metazoa; Arthropoda; Insecta; Diptera; Culicidae
Gene: mars
Exons: 4
Coding region: 169-2985 (938 amino acids)
Biological process (GO): signaling
Source: RefSeq, a predicted model, not a curated record
UAACGUUCAUAGUAAUCAAAGCAAUCAAAGACAGAGCCAAGCAAGCAUCGAAAAUUGAAUUCAUAACAUCUACAUAUUGAAUUUUACCUUAAAAGUAAAGUCUUAAAUGGUUUCAUAAGAAAAUAGCGAUAAUUGACUAGUAAUAUUUAUUUUGAGUGUUUGAGAACAAUGGAAUUCAAAUCAUUUUACAAGAAUGCGUCCCGCUGUAACCGUUUAAAAGACAGUAACAAUCAGCGAUUGAAGUCUAAACGCGAGAGCUCCCGCCAGGACCUUCAUUUCAAUAAUCGAAAUCUUAAAGCCUCCGAUAGUGAAAUUGAGAACGAUGAAGUAUUUUAUACCAAUUCAAUUCAGCGACAACCAGGAACAUCAUCGAAAAAACGCCGACGUUCAGCAGUCAAAGAUGAAAACAAAGAAAACGAAAUCCGUUGCAAAUAUGAAGAACGCCUAGCUCGAUUACUGAGAUUUAAGGAAGAACGAGCCAAAGCUAAGCAAUUGAAUUCGGUUAAAAAGAAACCGUUCGUAUCAGUAGUGCCUAAAAAUAAUCUAGUUGAUCGAGAAUACGAGAAGAAUCUUUUCAAAAAAUCGGAGACUGAACUGAAAACGAUAGCUGACAAGCGUAAAGUACUGACGCCGGCAGCAAAGUAUGCUACCCCUAGGGUUGACACUCGCCGAAAGGAACCAUUUGUAUACACAACCGACAAAGAGCAACAGAAGAAAAAUAAACUGAAUCUUAGAACUCCUGCUUCGAUAAGUGCUGCAAAACCGAAAGUGGACACUUGGCGUAAAGGACCGACUCCAGUGAAUGAUGGGAUCAAACGAAAAGAACAAAACAAAAUCGGUGCGAUUCUACGUAGUAAAACUGCAGAAGCAAGGACGACUACUUCCAAAACCAAGCCAACUGUUAUUUCAAAUAAAACCAAUAUGAGAGUAGAACCAACAGCACGCGUACUAACGACUUAUCAGGCUGUUCGUUUAAAUCAAAAAUCGUUCAAAUUCAAUUUUCUAUUCGCAAAAGACGGUCCCAUGAUUACAUCCACAAACCGCAAGAAGAAAAGUCUCGAGAAGUCGAUGGAGGCUGCCGAAGAUAAACAGAAACAGAAAACGUACCGCUUCUCACCAAAAGUGAAAAAUCAAGAUGACGAUAUUUUCGAAGGUAUUAGUCCAAUAGAUGUGGACACUCCGACACCGAAAAAGGUUCUAUCAGAUACCGAAUCUAUCGCCAUGCGCAAACGUGAAACUCGUCGUCGUUCAAUGAUCUUCACUGUGGAAGAUCUGAAACAGACGGAGGUUAAACAUGAAACACGAGACGAAUGGGAACCGCAAGUGAUCACUAUUUCUGACGAAGAAUCUGACCAUGAGUCUUUGGCAAAAAAACAAGUCAAGAAAAAUGCUUCAUUUAUAGUGAAUUUGAAAGAAGAAAAACUUGUGGAUCGACGUCCUAAAAUCGAACCAAUGUGUAAUGCUGAAACAAUCAAUUUAGUAGGUAGUGGACGAAAACUAUCCAACGGAAGAUCUUCAUUAGUUUUUAUUGAGACGAGAAAUACCUCAAAUGCUAAUGAAUCGAUAUGUAAUGUGACAGUAAAUAUACCCGGUCGAAAUUCGAUGGGGUUUGUUGAGGAAAUCAACGAUCCCGUGACGCUGACUGAACCUAUAAAAUUUCCCAAAACUGCCGGUAACAUGGAUCCGUCUCAACGACAAUCCAAAACUUCACGAUUCAGUUUUACCGAAGAGGAUGUUACCGCAAAUAAACCACUCCCUGAAGGUAACCUUGCAACUAUUUUGUUGAAUAAACAUGAGAUAAAGCAACGUAACAGCGGAGGAAGUCGGUGUUCCUCGGUGAUCAGUUUUCGCGAGGAUGAUCAACCUCCCACAGAUGUCCUAGAGAAAGUUACAUUCUACAAUAACUUGGUAGAGAAAGAGCUAAAACGGCUUCAGCAGUUGUGUGACCUCUAUAAGAGUGAUGUUGAGAACGAAGCAAUUGACGAGAAUAGCAAAGGAUUGAUAAUUGCUGCUCAGGGUCAAACACAAAUUUUAAUAAACAAGAAAUUAUCGAAGUUUAAAGAACUGGUAAAACAUUACGAACAAAGUUGGACGGACCAGAAAGUACGAACUGAUGAUCUGGACGGAUUCUGGCUUAUGGUGUCUCUCGAUUUGGAAAAUCUUGACCGUCGUUUCGAAGAACUACGAUUGCUUAAACAGAACGAUUGGCAAGAAAUUGCUGAGCAACCGAAAGUUAAAAAACUGAAAUGCGGUGCUGGCAUCAAGAAGCGCGAAAAGAAACCAAUGAAAACUAAAGCCAGUGGACUUGCUGACUUGAUCAAGAAAGCCCGCGAGGAAGCCAAGAAGAAAUUGAUGAUGGAAUCGGUACUUAAGGAAUCAGUUACCGUACUGACACCAGCGAAGCGUUCGGUUCGAAUUGCAACUACCCCGAGAAGAAGUAGCUUAAACAGGCGCAGUAUAUGUGCGGGCUGCACGCCUACGUCAGGCAAGAGUAAUAAGACAUCACGAAAAACUAUAUUCAACGAUCAUACUCUACGUUACAAAGAGGUAGUGAAGUCAAUUUUAAAAACACCCAGUGAAAAACGUCGCGCUAAAAGCGUACUGUUUCUGGAUUCGGGUCUUGAUACGCCGGAAACACGCCGAUCGGACGGUCGUCGGAAAAUAGUUCAUACUCCGAAACCGAAAAUCACGUUCAAUGAAGAGCUGGAAGUGGAAGAUGUUGAAACUAUUUCGAUAACUACGCCAUACAAGCUGGACGAGGAGAUCCGAAAACGGAGACGCAGCUCAAUUUGCUCAAAAGAUAUAUCUGAAGAGCAUAGUUGUACCAGGUCCAGUCGUCGAAGAACUCUAAGGUUUACGGAAAAUAUAGCCGUUGAAGAAAUGCCUACACACGAAAGAGAACAGGAUCUGGACACGUCUGCAGUGAUAAACGUGAUAGAGGAGAAGGGAUAUACGAGACGAACGACACGUGGUACACGGAAAUAAUCUAUUUGGAUCAAGACGUUUCAACAUAUUUUUAUUAAUUAUUACGUUUUAGUUGUCUCUCUUGAGUUUUUAGUGCUCAGUCAUUUUAUUCACUUGCAUUCG